CGGCGGGAGGAGACGUGGGAGGGAAAGGGGAAUGGCCUAAAUCCGGCCAACAGCGGGCUCAAGUCACAGCGGGCUCGGCACAGCACGGCGCGGAUCGGCUCGACACGGCGCGGCUGCGAUGGAACCGCGGGGCUGUGGAUUUCUGUUACUGUCCCUUCAUAUUCUGAGAGCUGUUACUGCAUUGGAGGAGAAGAUUGUCAUCAGUAAACGUGGAGAUAAUGCUACACUGAGUUGCAUUUAUCCAGGAAAAGAAUUCAGCUUGAAUAAUCUACGGGUAUACUGGCAAAUAGAUGAUGAUCAAGAGCAGUGUUCAGUAGUACAUGCGCUGAUCUCCGGUCAAGACAAUGAAAGUGAACAAUGUAUUCACUUUAAAAACAGGACUCAGUUAUUGUGGGACAGACUGGGAGAAGGCGAUUUUUCUCUGCUACUACUAAAUGUCAGCCAGAGCGAUGAGCGCAAGUACAAAUGUGUAGUGCUGCAGACAAACGAAUAUACCAAAGUAGUUCACCAGGCAAAAGUGGUUCUCAGCUUAGCAGCUAGUUACAGCCAACCAAUACUCAGUGGACCAGUAAGAAACAGUAACAGCAAUGGAGAAGAAGUGACUUUCAGCUGUAGUUCUGACAAUGGGUACCCGGAACCGAAUGUUUACUGGAUAAAUAGAACAGACAACAGCCACUUGCUUCCAUCAGAGUUAAACAUCACCCCCCAUGACGAUGGCACUUACAGUGUUCUUAGCACACUGAAGGUUAAAGCAACUUCUGAUAUGCAAAUAGAGUGCUUCAUAGAAAAUAAAAGACUACAGGAAAAUAUAUCAGCCAACUACACACAGGAGAAGCGAAAUAAUGGUUCUAAUACAGAAAGUCACAAAGACCUGGAAAAAAGUGGACGAGGUGCUCAAGCAGCUGGCAUCAUUUCUAUUGUAAUUCUGAUAGCUCUUCUAGCUGUGUUAAUCUGCUGGCUGUGGAAACAUCGGUCCUCCAAACUAGUGUCAUACACAGAUGUCCAACCAAAUGAAGACAACAGAAAACUCAACUCACCUGUCUAAAGAGAAGGUCUGCCAGCAAUUUGGGCAGCUGGAGGUGUGUCAAGAGGAGCAUCACCCUCUAUCUCAGCAGCAGCAUUACUUGUAAUACAAGUGGCAUAUUUCUGCAGUGUGCGAAGAUUGAUGGCAAAAAGCUUCUCCAACAAAGAGAAAGCAAAAUCUGUUGGAUUUCUGUUCCAACCAGCCGUUACGUCUCCACACCAGCUAACCACUUUGGACAGUCCAUCAGCAUUUUGAGCUCCUGAACUGGGGAAAGCAGUAAGCCUACGACUUAGGUACUCUGUGCCAGAGCACUGAAAGCUGAUGAGCACCCAGUCUGUUGUCAUCACCAUUGAGGAAUUUGUUACAAGGAGAAGCAACCAUGUUUCAGGAGCAUGGGAAGUUCUCUCUUCCCACAGAGCUUCCUUCUCCUUAACCUAACGAUGACUACUGAAUGUGAAGAGAGGCAGCUAAAAAUAAAAUAAAGUAACUGAAGGACUUUCUGCAAAUGGAGACUGUGACUUUUUCCACCUUUCACUCUCUACAGUACAUCCUUUCAUUGUUUGGUUUCACCAGAUGCAUGUUAUUGUGUACAGAAAUAGCUAUAGCAUUUUGACCAAGCCAUACCGAAAUGUGCAUUGCUAUGACAGGGUUAAAUACUGAAUGUAUUAACAGAAGGAAACCUUCUAGAUGAAAUUGAUAUUAAAAUUUUAUUAUUUACCAAAUACUCCACCGAAAAGGGGACUUCCACUUUUGACAGAAGCUGUUGCUUACUGCAUGAAAGAACAGUCUAUGGAAAUCAGAAUGAUUAAAAACAAUGCUCUCCACUAUGUUAAUGUCAGGUUACCUGAACACAACCCUUUCUGAACGGCUGAACGGAACAAAAUCUAUAGUCAACUUGUGUUCAGUUCAGCUGGUUGUUAUUUAAGACCAGCAGCUUCCAGAGAAUUUUUUUUUAAACUUAAUUUCUCCGUACCUCUCCUUGUUUCUCAUCCCUCCACUAAAGAAAAAGGAGUGCAGACUGUAUCACUGUGUUGUCCAUGCAUGUUCUCAAUUUCUCCAUGGCUAAAGCAAGUGAAAGGGAAAGAAAGCCAAGAACUGCACUUUCUUUUGCCAGCAACUGUGCCUCACUGGGUCAGCAUUGAUUCAGCCAGGAGCAAAAUGGAUGAAAAUAGCAAUGGAACUUUGUAGAUUUUGAAGGAGGAUUAAUCUAUAUUAGUUCUUCUUUGGGUGGGGCACUUCUUGCCAGCUUGUUGGGGCAGGUGCUGGUGAUGAUUUUAAAACUGAGACCGGGCUUCUUCUGCGCUAGUUGCUAGACUAAAAUUCUACCAUUUUUAUGAGUAAGUCACAGCCUUGUUUGUCCUAGCUCUGCAUAGAGAAGUCCCUCCAGUGUCAACCAUGAGUUAGGAUGUUAUUUUUAAGAUCAGCUUUCAAAUCUGAGUGAAGUAAAGAUUAAUUUUGUUGUCUUUUUAUCCCAUCACACAAAAUCCCAAGACAUUUGGGAAUAAUUCCAUUAUCUUUUGUUGAAACAAUUCCCCCGCAUAGGCUCAGGGUUUGGUAACUGCAUACCACCACUGUGUCAGUAUUUGGUGGGAGUCUCACAGGCUCAGCCUCUAUGGCAUUUAAGUCAGUUUAGCUCUCAUUUGAUGCAAUCCAGGCUUAUUCACCAAUUUAAAUAGUAUAAAGAAGUUAAAGAAAAGCCAAGCUACAACUGAGUAAUUAAGAUCCUGUUUAGAUUGCAAGUAGCCAUGUACAGAAGUGUUUUUAAAGAUGUUUUCUCUGUUAACGUUAAAAAAAAUGUAUUGUGUAUUUGCUAACUUCGAAUGUCUGUGAAACUACUCUGUUUUAUUUAUUAAUUCCAUGUUUGUCCUGUGUUAUCUUCCAAUCUACAAGUGUAACAUAUGCCAUCAGUUACGGCAUUUAGCUCACAGUGUUUGUCAGAUAAAGUAACUUACAACAUCUCAGUAAUAUUUAGUGUCAGCUUUUUCUCAUCUCCUCCCUUUUCCAUUAAUCUGUUAGAUAUCUAUUGAGUCCAUAUCUAGUCUUCAGUAAACCCUAAAUGAAAUUUGCCUGAAGACAGAAUGCCAGCUUUCAGACGCCUUAAAAAUGUGACUGUCGCCUAUGCCGAUGUUAAGGGUAGCCAUUUCCUAGUGGUUCAGUGAGAUGUUUCCUCACUCUUUAUCAUAUGAAGUUGUUUUGUGCAGCCUCUUUGGUGCUCUUAGAACUGACAGAAGCCUUUUCUAAAAAUAGGUUUCCUUUUUAUAUUCUGUCUGUGCAAGAAGCUGUAGCUGUUCAGAGAUGUAAGUGACCCCUGUAUGUUAUUGAGCUAAUCAGACCAGAAGGGGUUCUUAUUUCUGGACUACUUCAUGGUGCAUAGUGAACACAUCUAAAUGCAACAGCUUGCUCUUGCAAAAUCCAUGCUUUCAAUUGGUUUGGGUUUCCAGCUAUUUUUGGAGGUGAGUAAAUCCUAGAUGACAGUUGUUUGUUACCAUUCAAAGGACUUGGAAAUUCUGUAGUAACAGGUUUUUUCAUCACAUACUAUGUUUAUAUGUUUUAAAUAAAAUCUGUUAAGUCUCCUUAA
This is a messenger RNA of Oxyura jamaicensis (ruddy duck), 3602 nucleotides long. RefSeq names its product inducible T cell costimulator ligand (gene ICOSLG). The transcript is spliced from 7 exons. Lineage: Eukaryota; Metazoa; Chordata; Aves; Anseriformes; Anatidae. The coding region runs from base 119 to 1045 and encodes 308 amino acids. The record is from RefSeq and is a predicted model, not a curated record.